ACGCGACGUAAUUAUGAUUAUAAAUAUGUUCCGCCUGAAUCUGAUCGGUGUCAUUUUCUAGUUUGCUACGGAUUUCGACAUGUGGCUUCCUCUGACUCUUCUAGUUCUUGCGGGUUUAGUUUCGGCCGACUUCGAGCAUGGCUGGAAACCCGGGCACGAGUACACCUACCUAGUCCGGAGUCGCACGCUGACGGGCCUGCCUAAAUUAUCAGAUCAACACGAAGGUGUCCUGAUUAAAGCACUGCUGACGUUACAGGCCAAGGACUCGAACAAAUUGACCGGUCAAUUGACCCGCGGUCAAUAUGCUCACAUCUACAAGUUGUUGCCGAAGGGAUGGGAGACGGAGAUAUCCGACCAGAUGUUGGAACUCGUCGACCUGCCCUAUUCCGGCAAAUCGUUCGAGAUCCUGCUUAAGCACGGCGUGAUCCGGGACGUGGUGGUGGAUCGUAGCGUUCCUACAUGGGAAGUGAACUUCCUGAAGAGCGUCAUUAGCCAGCUGCAGGUGGACAGCCAGGGUGUGAACGUGAUCAAGACCAAAGAAGUACAAGCGCCCAGCGACAACGAACCGUAUGGUUCGUUCAAGGCUAUGGAAGAUUCCGUGAGUGGGAAAUGCGAGGUUCAGUACGACAUCACGCCGUUACCUGGCCACGUGCUUCUGGCGGAACCGGAAUUGGUACCGAUGCCUAAUCUGAAGGGAGACGGUCUCCAUAUCGACAUCAUGAAGACGAAGAACUUCGACAACUGCGUUCAGAAGAUGGAGUACCACUUCGGUAUCACCGAUAACAAAAAGUGGGAACCCGGCACGAACGGCAACGGGAAAUUCCUUUGGAGAUCCGCCACGAGCAGAGUGAUCAUCUCUGGGAACUUGAAGAGCUUCACUAUUCAAUCUUCGGUGACCACUAGCAAGAUAUUCGUCAGCCCGAGGUUCUGGGAUCACCAGAACGGAUUAGUGGCCAGCAGAAUGAACUUGACUCUAGGAGGGAUGAAGCCGAUCGCGAACCCUCUGCCGUUGGUCAACAAUCCGGAGUCUACUGGCAACUUGGUGUACACUUUCGUCGAUCCUCGGGACGGACACAGGAUCCCUAGGCGCAUUGUGAACUCGAACGAGAUCUUAACUUCGGACAGCAUCAGUUCCGUUAGUUCCAGCGAAGAAACUAACAAGAAGAACGAAUUGAACCUUCGUAGCUUCGCGUCGAGUGCCUCCGACUCCAGUAGCUCGAUUUCUCUUAGCAAAGAGAACGACUUCUGGCAACCGAAACCAUCCUUGGAGGACGCUUUACAUAUUCCUCUGUUGCCCGAGUUCCUCAGCGGCGAGGGCAAGAAGAAGAACGAGAACGAAGACGUCGAAGACGCCAAACAGCUGAUCAUGCUAAUUUCCAAUGAAAUAGAAGACCCCAGCGAGAUCACUACGAAGAACACCCUCGACAAAUUCGUGGGACUGUGCAACGGUAUUCGCAUGAUGAACAGAAAUCAGAUAGCGACACUCGAGAAGAACAUGAAAUUCUCUCGCAACGAGCUGAAAUCGAAGGACAAGUCAGCGGCCACGAAACAGAACGCGUGGGCGGUGCUGAGGGACGCCGUCACCCAAGCUGGAACCGGACCUGCCUUGUUAACGAUCAAGAACUGGAUCCAGAAGAGCGACAUCGGAUACUACGAGGCUGCGGACGUCUUGUCUAGAAUCCCGAAAGCUGUUCGCGUGCCCACUGCGGAGUACGUCGAGGCCUUCUUCGAAUUGGCAACUAGCCAGGAAGUGAAAGACGAGCCAGUACUUGAAAACGCGGCACUGAUCGCGCUUGGCGAGUUGAUUCGCAUUUCCCUUGUGGACGGGAAGAGCAUCCACAACCGCUUCCCGGUGCACACCUUCGGCCGCCUCACGUCUAAGCACGACAAAACUGUCGAAGACAAGUAUAUACCAUAUUUGGCCAGCGAAUUGAAAGCGUCUGUCCAGAAAGGUAACAGCCCAAGGAUCCAGACUCUGAUCUUAGCUUUGGGUCUCACGGGCCAUCCGAAGAUGUUGUCUGUCUUCGAGCCGUACUUGGAAGGCAAUGAGAAGAUGACGACGUUCCAAAGAACAUUGAUUGUUUCCACUUUGAGUGUACUGGCCGAGAUCAAUCCUAAAUUGGCACGUUCGGUCCUCUACAAGAUCUAUUUGAACACCAUGGAGAACCAUGAGCUCCGUUGCACAGCCGUUUUCCUCUUAUUGAAGACCAACCCGCCGUUGAGCAUGCUGCAACGCAUGGCGGAGUUCACCAACAUCGAUACGAACAAGCACGUGAAUUCGGCGGUGAAAUCGUCCCUCGAGAGCCUGACGAAGUUGAGUAACCCGGAAUGGAAAGACCUGGCAAAGAAAGCACGCACCGCUUCGGAAUUGUUGACCAAAACCGAUUACAGCUAUCAAUUCUCCCAUGGAAUCGCGACCGACAUUGUGGACAACAAGCGAAACAUAAUUAACGAGCUCGUUCUGAAUUACAUCGGCAGUGACGACAGCUGCAUACCCCGUGCUCUGUAUUUUGGCCUGUAUUCCACUUUCGGUGACAUGAAGACGCCACCGAGCGAAUUGUUGAUCAUGAUGUCGAGCGUGAAGACUUUCGUCGAGACAAGCUUGAAGACUUUCAAUCAGGACAAAGAGACUGUCAAAUCGAUGGUCGAUACGAUCGUCAAGGAAUUGAAUAUUGUUGCUGACAAAGCCACGCCUUUUGAAGGAAACUUAUUGUGGAGCUCGAAAUUCAUAAUGCAGUUCAUGCCGUUCGACAGGCACACCAUCGACACACUUUUGCAAGGGCUCUUGAAGAGUUUGAUGGACAUUAAGCAGGAAAACUACAUAAAUAUGAACAAGUUAGCGUCGUACGACAUGACCCUGGCAUUCCCAACCGAAACUGGCUUGCCAUUCAUUUACACUUUGAGGGUGCCGAUGCUCUUCAAGAUCAGCGGAACUGGUAUGGCACAAAUGAACAAGGACUUGAGCGUGAAAGCGGCGGGCAGUGUGCGACUGGUCUGCGCGAAGAAAGUCCAGGGCAGAAUCGGCUUCGUGACUCCGUUCGAUCGGCAACUUGUCGGAGCCGGCGAGGACGUGAACCUGCAGACCUACAUACCCGUGAAAGCGACGUUGGAAUUGAAUAUCCCGCAGCAUAAAAUCCAGCUGAAGACCUGGCCGCUGAAAGGAGAGGAGAACGCCCGAUUGGUGCACCACACUAUCCGCCCGUACACUUUCCGUCGGGACGCUGACACCUUGAAACAGGCGAAAAAGGGCAAACACUGGAUAGUGAAUGAAGACGUCCCGGAACCUAUUACCGUCUUCGACCGAUUCAGUUUCAAGGUGAAUGCUGCGGCAAGUCAGUCCGACGAUUAUUGGGACAUGGAUUUGAAUGACUUGGUCAAUUACGUAAUUGAUCCGUGGACGUCGGACAACGGCGAUUACCGCGAGACGGAAGUGUUAUUAAAUCUGAAGGACGACAAAGAGAAACCGACGAUACUGACGGUGGCAUGGAACUGCUUGGACUUAGGAUCUACAGACGUCACGAACUGGAAAGACAUGGCUCAGGCCGUGGAACCAACCAACAAGGAUCCCGACAGCGAAGCUCGUAGGAAGGAGUUCUUGGAGGAAGCAGCUAAAGGCAUCAAAUUGGCUAAAUCGAGAGUCGUUGACAUCGAACUGCAGACCGCUGGUAAAGAUCGAGCUUCCAACGCUCUUACUUUAGCCUGGUCCGAAAGCAAUGUCGAGAAUAAAGGCCGGAUAUUGAUGUACUGGAACCUCGACUCGCCUAAAACCGAAAUUUGCGCAGAUGCUAGAAUUCACAUGAAACCAGACACUGCGCUCUUUUACGAUCAGGCUAUAAAGUCUAUGCCCAAAGGAGAAUUCGACAUCGACGUUCGCUAUGGAGAAAGAUGCACCAGAGGUGAUAGAAUAAACAUAAAGGGUAAACUGACUCAGAGCAAUGGACUGAGGUCCCGUAUCAAGAAUACUGCCCUCGCGAAGACGUGCGAGGAACAAAUGAAACAGGGCAACAAGAUCUUGCGAGCCUGUCAAAAAGCAGCUGACCUCGCCAUGACACCUGACGAUCUCCAGAUCUCCGCAGACAUCAAGUCGGAGACCUUACAGACUCUGGUCAACGGUGCUCUCAGUCUUAUUGACAACAGCGACUACGUGGGGAUGAACGUGGACACUGUGAAGCCUAGGAACGCUGGUAAAAAUAAGAUCGACAUCGAAGCCUCCCUGUCCCACGACCUCGAGACGGUUCAGAUGUCUAUAUUCACUCCUACGAUGAACGUCGUGAUCGACGAUAUAGGUCUGUCUACGCUUGGACUUGACAUAGACGAUGUUCUGGACAUUCCUGAGCAGAAUUUGAACAUGAACGACCUCGUGAACGAGGAUGAUGAACCCACUUGCAUGUUGGACAAAACCAGAGUAGAGACUUUCGAUGGCAAGGACUAUCCUCUGAGAUUAGGCAAUUGUUGGCACGUAGUAAUGACCACGUUCCCGAAGAUGGAUGUUGAGAAACCCAACGAGAAGCUCGCCAUCCCUGAGGAUAGCAAAGUGAGCAUCCUCAGUCGAGAAACGCAGGACGGCCGCAAGGAAGUGAAAGCUAUUCUCGGAAAACACGAGAUUCUGCUCCUGCCCGGUUCGCCCCAGGUCCAGGUCACAGUGAACGGCGUGAACACUCAGAUAACGCAAGAUAAGGUCUACCAGGAGAGACAAGGCGACGAUGUCGUGUUUGAGAUUUUCAAAGUCGGCGAUCAGUCCAUUCAAUUGGUUUCCGAGGAGUACGACGUGGAUCUCACCUUUGAUGGAAAACGUCUCAUGAUUCAGGCAUCGGAAAGGUACCUGGGAUCGCUCCGUGGUCUCUGCGGUAACUACGACGGCGACGCCCACAACGAUUUCACCGGCCCCAAGAAUUGCAUCCUGAAGAAACCCGAAUUGUUCACCGCCAGCUAUGCCCUGACUAAGGACGAAUGCGAGGGCGAGUCACUGGCCAAUGCGAAAUCGAUCCAAAUCGAGGAUUGCCUCCCCCAAAAUUGGAAUCGGGCGAGUAACGUGAUCAACGACGUCGAGUCUGGUCGCAAGAACGCGGAACAAGUUAGUUGGGGAUACCGUAAGAACGCGCAGACGGGAGAGAAACAGUGCACCACUCACAGGACCAAAAUUCAUGAAACCGGCGACAAGAUCUGCUUCACUACGCGUCCAGUGACGUCCUGCGUCGAUGGCUGCUCGGCCACCGAGACCAAGACGAAGAAUUAUCAAUUCCACUGCAUGGAGAAGAACGAGCGUGCACUCAGCCUGAAAAAGAGAAUCGAGAAGGGUGCCAACCCUGAUUUGAGCCAGAAAUCCGUGUCCCUGACUCAUGCCUUGACCGUGCCCGUUGCUUGCAAGGCCUAAAUUUCACAUACCUGAGCAGUAGAUCUAGUUGACCUCACCUUUUUAUCCUUUUAGUAAUACUAGUAGUUUUUGCAUUUAGUCUGUGACUCAAUUUUAAUAAAAUUUUCCGUUUUCAAUACUUAUACCACUUAUUUUCUUCUUUAUUCUCGCCUACUUAUCUUAUCGUAGAAUUUUUGCUUGUUACCUGAACGCGACAAUUUCUCGGGAAUCGUGGUAGACACGGAGAUUCAUGAAUGGGACACCUUAAAUGGAACUUAUCCAAGUGGCAAUCCAUUUUCUGAAUUUUCUCACAAAUCUCAUCCUCUUUCGUACAUCGGCCUUCCUGUUCAAAUUCUUUUCGUAAACCAGAAAGCAGAUCUUGCCCUUGUCUUCUUUUACUGGCAGACGGUGACGGUGGUUCGUACGCUUGGGACAGAGCAAUGUCCAUGUAUAUACGAUUCCAUUUACGUAUUAUCUCCUCCUGCAUUUCGUACGGUUCGCCUAGAUUUACAACGGGAUCUUUUGCAAUGUCAAGUAUCGUAUAAGUAGACUGUAGAUUUUAUUCAUUUAUAAGACAACUGAACGUAAACGUGUAAUAAAGUAAAAGUUCAGAAUAUGAGAAAUUGGAUGCACGUCUACAACUUCGAAUAAUAAAAAGAAGCAUAUUUUUCGAAA
Messenger RNA from Ceratina calcarata, 6028 nucleotides. It is a transcript of the gene Vgn, whose product is annotated as vitellogenin. Gene Ontology annotation, molecular function: lipid carrier activity. Bases 80 to 5374 code for a protein of 1764 amino acids. The transcript has 6 exons. The record is from RefSeq and is a predicted model, not a curated record. Gene Ontology annotation, biological process: lipid transport. Lineage: Eukaryota; Metazoa; Arthropoda; Insecta; Hymenoptera; Apidae.